This is a messenger RNA of Histoplasma capsulatum G186AR, 854 nucleotides long. Its product is annotated as 60S ribosomal protein L24. Gene Ontology annotation, cellular component: cytosolic large ribosomal subunit. NCBI's taxonomy places the organism in Eukaryota, Fungi, Ascomycota, Eurotiomycetes, Onygenales, Ajellomycetaceae. Gene Ontology annotation, molecular function: structural constituent of ribosome; mRNA binding. The record is from RefSeq and is a predicted model, not a curated record. The coding region runs from base 81 to 563 and encodes 160 amino acids. The transcript has 3 exons. Gene Ontology annotation, biological process: cytoplasmic translation.
GUCGCAAAGAUUAAUUAAAUCCACGAACUCAACAAUCUAACCCCGUCCACUCACCGGCUGCGCAUCUCCACCCAUUCAAGAUGCGUACCUACGACGACACUUUCAGCGGCGAGAAGAUUUACCCUGGAAAGGGUAAACUCUACGUCCGCGGCGACGGCAAAGUCUUCCGCUUCCAGAAUGGCAAGACCGAAUCCCUCUUCCUCCAACGCAAAAACCCUCGCCGAAUCUUAUGGACGACCCUUUAUAGAAGACAACACAGGAAAGGCAUCUCUGAAGAAGUUGCAAAGAAGCGUACCCGACGCACAGUCAAGUCCCAGCGUGCUGUUGUCGGCGCCUCUCUAGACGUCAUCAAAGAACGACGAAGCAUGCGCCCUGAGGCCCGCCUCGCUGCUCGCCAACAAGCCAUCAAGGAAGGAAAGGAAAAGAAGUCCGCUGCCGAAAGCAAGAAGAGAGCUGAGAAGGCUAAGAACGCUGCCAACGCUGCCAGAGGUCAGGCGAGCAGAAUCCAAAGCAAACAGGGUGCUAAGGGUGCGCCACCCAAGGUUGCUGCUAAGUCUCGUUAAAUUUUGGGAUUGGGUAGUGGCGCCCGGUGAUUUUUGUGGAAUGGAAGGGACCAGUGCAAUUACGAAUAUCAGUGUGCUGGAGUCUUCCAUUAUCUAACAACUGGGAAUUUUAUAUUCCUUACAUAUCAGAACUCUUCUAGGCGAAGAUAGUUUUCUGCUAUGUGACGUUUUGCAAGCACGAUGUUCUAAUGCAAAUGGAUUCCUGCUAUUUUUCUUUCUUAUUUCUUUUUGCGCCUUCAAUGUACUGUGAUCUAGCUUAAAAAAGAGAAUGCUCGGUUAGCAGAUUUCCCA